AUGUCUCUGAAACGUAAAGAGAAAGAAAAACGCACGAGAAAAAGAGAGAAGGAAUUAUCACACUCAUACGGAAGAACAUAUCAAAAGCCACUCAAGCUAAUAGUAGGAUAUGACUCUGAUCAAUCUCCAUCCGUGUCGAGCAAAACAUCGACAACAAGAUCUAAAUCUUCAAUAUCAGUCAACAGUGAGCCAUCAGAGUCUACAGUUGUUCGAAUCGAAACGUCUUCGUCCGAUUCCAAAGGAUCAUCAAUAAAACAACAGUACACGAAAACUGACGUAUCUUCUCAUAAAACAGUUAUUAAUAAGCCAAAGGAAAUGGGUUCGAGUGAUUCGUCAUCAGAAGACGAGAUUAAUUUGAAACACACAGAAAACAAAUCAGUGUCUCGGAAAAAUACUAGAUAUGCAAGAAAUGGCUCACUGCCAAACGGAUCAAUACCGGCUUCUUCACAUAAGCACAAAGAUUCUAAAACUCACAAAGAAUCUAGUCGAAAAACUAGUUCGGAUUUUAAAUCAUCAAAACAAGAAACUAAUAAACAUGUGAUGGAACGCGUGCCGAGUAGUAGCAGUUCGAGUGCAUCAUUCGUUACCUCAUCCCAGAAUCAAGCGACAAACGAUGGCUCGACAAGAAAAAGUUCGUCUAGUCAGCCAUCCGCCCCAACACAGCGACCAGUAAUUCAUAUAUAUUCUCCUAGCAGUUCAUCAAUAGACAGUGACACAACCAAGUCAGUUGCAAGCGUCGUACAUCCAUCGCAAAACGAAUCGCCAGAAUUAGAGAAAACUGGACAAGCGACUGCUGUGCCUUCUGGCGGAAUUAAUGCAACGUCGGUAAACGUUGAAAACGAUGCGGUAUCACCAAGUCAAAGCCGUGAAAGCAACCGUACAUCUAGUGAAAGUUCUAUUUCAUCUACAGACACGGAAAAUGAAAAUAAAGAAGUGAAAGUGAAGCCUUCUGAUAUUAAUAAUCGAAAAACUGCUUCAAACGACCACCAGCCAAUAAAAACACAUUCGGAACAUGAAACUAGCAUGCCUGGGAUAGACGCUGCAAAGAAGCACAAUUCCACAAGCAGUAGUUUGAUGUCAGAGACACAAGACAUCAGGACAUCCUCAAAUGACCAAGACGUGAUCGCAAAAAGCACUGAUGGCGAAGACGCUCGACAGGAAAAGGCAGAGAGAUUGGGAACAUUGAAGAAAUUAGUGAGCAGCUCUUCGUCAUCAUCAAGUGGGUCAGAUUCGGAUAUAGAUGACAGAAACAAUCACUCGCAAUUCGAUUCGACUAACACCAAUGUCGAGAAAAAAUCAAAUGUUACCACUAGUAGAAAAUCUACUACAGAAGACAGCAGUAUAUCAAGCGACGUUUUCAUUUCUGAAUCAAGAGAAAGUUCUGUCCGACCUAGUGUGACGUCAUCAAUACAUUCAAAACAAUCGGAUGACAGUUCGUCGUCAUCAGAAUCAGGAAGCUUUGACAUGUCAUCGAUGACGUCAUCGUUACGUAAUCUCAUCGAAGAAUCUCGAGUAUCAUUAUCGGAAACAAUUCCUACUUCUUCGUCAAGUGACGAUGAUGACAGUGAAAAAUUCAGAUUAGAAGAAAAAUUCUUCGGCCAUGGAAAUCAAGAUGAUAUUUCUCAUCAAUUUGAUUUACCGAAUGAGAAAGAACCAUACGUUGAAAGUGGAGGAGAAAUACUAGGAGUUAUGAAAACAUCGGCAAAAUAUGGAUAAUAUUGAAGAAUGUUAUAUCUUUGUCUGCAGUGAAUAAAAAGUUGAAUGUUUUUAAAUGACUUCUAAAAGUCUUUUGAAAUAUACACUCACACAUACGAAUGCUGUAAAAGUACAUGAGAUUAUUGUUACCCCUCAAUUUUCAGCCUCUAAGCUAAUAUUUUCAUAACGUUUUAUAUUUAUCUAUAAUCCUUAAAAUCUUGAAUAUAUAUUCAAGCAUACAAACGGUGCAGAAAGCACGGAAAUUUUA
Styela clava is the source of this 1963-nucleotide messenger RNA. NCBI's taxonomy places the organism in Eukaryota, Metazoa, Chordata, Ascidiacea, Stolidobranchia, Styelidae. The record is from RefSeq and is a predicted model, not a curated record.